AAAAGUAAAACACGACUGGUGAAUUUAGACGCCAAUUUUUUAGUAACUCAGGUAUGACCUUCAUCAGGUUGGCCGUGUUUUUGAGCGUGCUGGCGGCAGCCUCCCCGCUCCGCUUUUCCUCUGCUGGUCAGGGUGCGUCGGGGUGCUCCGCCCUUUCAGUGUGCGUGCCCAUCUCCAAGUGUCCGAGCGGCCUUAAGGCCUUGAGGCGCAGACAGGCGCUGCCCCCUCUCUGCGGAUACAAAGGAAACUUGUUAAAGGUUUGCUGCCCUGAGCUUCGCGCGUCGGCAAAAUCUCUUUCGGCAUCAGGGCAGGUGACCACCACCACAGAUCAAAAUUCCGUCGGGAGGAGCUCGCCGCCAAAGGUUGGCGCCAGGUCGGCUGAGGCCUGUCAAAAAUACUCGGAAAUUGCGUUUCCCAAGAUUAACUUGUUUGUCAAGAAUGGAAUCGAGGCUGAUGUUGGUGAGUUUCCGCACAUGGCGCUGCUCGGCUUCAAGUACGACAAGGACCAGCAAAACUCAGGUCGCACCUUGACCAAGGGGGUGAACGCGUCGUGGUUGUGCUGCGGCACCCUGAUCCACGAGCGGUUCGUGCUGACGGCGGCGCACUGCCUCGAGAAGGAAUUUCCGAUCGUGGUGCGCCUCGGAGAUUUGGACUGGAACUCUGACGAAGACGGCGCACAGCCCAAGGAAUUUUCCAUUCUCAGGAUCGAGUCGCACCCUGAAUUCAACCGGAUCAGCCUGGCGAAUGACAUCGCACUAAUCGAACUCGGAACACAGGUUCCAUUCAACUGGGUGAUGCAGCCUGCGUGCCUGCCAGCGCCGGGGGAGAACCAGGACGCGUUGGGACAGGACCUGCUUGUGACCGGCUGGGGCGACACCGCUUAUGACUCCCUGUCGGCCACGUCGAUGUUGAUGAAGGCCAGCCUGCGCGCCGUGGACUUCGAGGUGUGCAACGCCACCUACGCCGGCACCCAGACGGGUGGCUUGCUCGAGGAUAAGCAGAUGUGCGCCGUCGACCCCAAGAGGCUGGCCGACGCGUGCCGGGGCGACUCGGGCGGGCCCCUGCAAGUCAGGGUCAAGGACUCGCAGCUGAUGAAGGUUGUUGGCGUCACCAGCUCCGGAAUAGGCUGCGGAAGCAGUCCAGGACUCUACACCAGGGUUUCUGCAUAUAUUGAGUGGAUCGAGAACAUUGUGUGGCCCAGCAACGCUCGUCUGUGUAAUCGAGAAUAUUAUAAUCUGCCAGCGCCGGGGGAGAACCAGGACGCGUUGGGACAGGACCUGCUUGUGACCGGCUGGGGCGACACCGCUUAUGACUCCCUGUCGGCCACGUCGAUGUUGAUGAAGGCCAGCCUGCGCGCCGUGGACUUCGAGCUCGAGGAUAAGCAGAUGUGCGCCGUCGACCCCAAGAGGCUGGCCGACGCGUGCCGGGGCGACUCGGGCGGGCCCCUGCAAGUCAGGGUCAAGGACUCGCAGCUGAUGAAGGUUGUUGGCGUCACCAGCUCCGGAAUAGGCUGCGGAAGCAGUCCAGGACUCUACACCAGGGUUUCUGCAUAUAUUGAGUGGAUCGAGAACAUUGUGUGGCCCAGCAAGUGAACAUCUUUUAAAUUUUAAUAAAAGAAAAAGGUGUCUCAUGGAAUUUUGUUUACUCUCUAGUGUUUUGAAUACCACAAUUUAUUAAACUGAAAAUUAAUUAUAUUCAUUUAUGGCCCAAAUCAAUUCUAAAGUGGUGGAACAUAUAUUUUCCAUUGCAAGCCAACUACAUUAAUUUACAGGAUUUUCUGAACAUGUCCCGAAAUUUAAAAUUUAAAUUUUAUCUUUUUGGGUCAGACUAGAGUGUCCAUCGGGCCGGGAAAUUCUUGGGUGGAGAAAUUACAGAUUUGAAGCUCAGGAAUAAGGGACACAGUCAAGAGUUACAGUACGACUUUCAUUCACAGAACUGGAUUUUCGGGGAUUGUCGAGAUAACGAAUGUACAACCUUCAGGGUCCCACCCAGACGUGAUGUGAAAAAUUGUCCUUAUGCAUUGAGUAUA
Messenger RNA from Cloeon dipterum, 2029 nucleotides. Its product is annotated as serine protease persephone-like. The transcript has 6 exons. Gene Ontology annotation, biological process: proteolysis. The record is from RefSeq and is a predicted model, not a curated record. Bases 54 to 1592 code for a protein of 512 amino acids. Gene Ontology annotation, molecular function: serine-type endopeptidase activity. Lineage: Eukaryota; Metazoa; Arthropoda; Insecta; Ephemeroptera; Baetidae.